Messenger RNA from Phascolarctos cinereus (koala), 1679 nucleotides. RefSeq names its product autophagy related 12 (gene ATG12). Gene Ontology annotation, biological process: glycophagy; autophagy of mitochondrion; protein lipidation involved in autophagosome assembly. Gene Ontology annotation, molecular function: Atg8-family ligase activity. Gene Ontology annotation, cellular component: autophagosome membrane; Atg12-Atg5-Atg16 complex; cytoplasm. The record is from RefSeq and is a predicted model, not a curated record. NCBI's taxonomy places the organism in Eukaryota, Metazoa, Chordata, Mammalia, Diprotodontia, Phascolarctidae.
CAGCGCUUCCCGGAAGACGAGCCCAAGGUCUCUCAUCCCGGGGUCACACACACCCCCGCCCCCAGCACGUGGUCGGAGGCCGAGGCCGAGGAGCAGGAUGGCGGAGCCCGAGCGGCAGCCGAUGUCCCUUCCCGGGGGCCCCGACGCAGGGGAGGGAGCUCCCGAGCUGGGCCCGGAUACGAAUGCCUUGGAGCCGGCACUUUCCGCCGCCGUCUCCCCUGGAACAGAGGAACCCACCGGCGAUGCCAAAAAAAAAAUUGAUGUUCUACUAAAGGCUGUUGGAGACACCCCUAUAAUGAAAACAAAGAAGUGGGCUGUGGAACGAACCCGAACAAUUCAGGGUCUCAUUGCUUUCAUCAAAAAAUUUCUUAAACUUGUGGCUUCUGAACAAUUGUUUAUAUAUGUGAAUCAGUCCUUUGCUCCUUCACCAGAUCAAGAAGUUGGAACACUCUAUGAGUGUUUUGGCAGUGAUGGUAAGCUGGUCCUGCAUUACUGCAAAUCUCAGGCAUGGGGAUGAUCUAUACCCAAUAAGAACCACUUGCUGCUUAGCACUAACCUCCAAAAAGGAAGCAGAGCACUGAGAGACUUUGUGUCCAAAAACAUGUUGGAAAGAGAUGAAUGUGAUCUUCUCUCCAUUUAUUUGCAAAAUACUCUCUUUCUGUAUAAGAGAAGUACCUAUAAACAGAAAAUGGAGUCCCACUAAAUGUAACUUAAACUAUUUGUCAUGUAAAUCAUCAUUACAAAGUUGACAGAAUAUAUCCAUCUUGCUAGUGUUGCAAAACGUCUUGGCUACUGUUUUCAUAAUGACAAAUAAUGUACUCUUAAUUUUCCUUUGAUAAAAGGGUUUUUUCUUUAAUACUUGUUUGUACAGGGAAAUCCAAUGUGCUUUAGCCAUAAGAUGUUCUCUCUCAUAUUGCAUCUCCUGGGGCAGUCUUUUCUUAAAACAUCUGUGCAGGUAGAAUAAAAUCAUCUCAGUUUUCAGUCUCUCCAUUUUGCUUACAUAGUCCAGAAGAGGGUAGUCCAACAGGCAAAGGAGGGAGGGAUAGCUAUUGCCAUCUCUCUUUAAUGUCUUCAUUGCCCCAUUGACGCUGAAAUUUGUUUAAAAUAACCUUUAAAAUAAUAAUAGGCAAUUAGCCAACAGGUGGCACAAACAGUUUGGGUAGUUGCAAGGAUACCUUAACAUAUUUAUUGUGUAAUAGAAACUCUCAACAUCAUAGGGCUAAUUUCUCUUAUAGUAAACAUUUGCAAUAGGUAGAUUGUCUAGAGCUUUUUAGUCUUACUAUUUAAUAAGUACACAGUGAUUUAUUACUGUAUAUUCAUUUAUACAGUGCCAAAAAUACUUUGUAUAUAACUACAACAACAUAUCUGGGUUAAACUUUGUUGGGGGGGGUUUGUUUGUUUUUAUUUUGUUUGUUUCAUUUUGUUUUUUUCUAAGUUUGAUUCUGGAGGGCUCUCUAAAAAUCACUCUCUGCCUCAUCUAUGUUUCAUGCUACUGCCAAAAAUUUAAUUUUUCCAGUAAUUUAGCCAUUAGAAUUAACUUUUUUCUUUACUGCAUUUGUCACAUGUUUUUUUCAACUAACAUUCCAGUAAAUUGAAUGAAAUUAUAUAUCAUUUUAAAGUGUCCACUGGAACCAUAAAAGAAAGAAAAAGAUUUUCAUAAAUUUUACAUUCCGACUUCA